GACAUUCAAUAACCUGAUCAUAGCAUUAGUCAGUCCCCGAGUCUGGAGAUCCCGAGGAAUUGAGCGCUUCAGCAAGGUCUGAACUGAGCAUCUUGAACACUCUGCGACAAGAGCAAGAGUAGAAAUCAGAAAACAAAGAACAGCAAACCGCUACAUCUGAAAAUAUGUCUGUGGCAGGACUGAAGAAGCAAUUCCACAAAGCCACCCAGAAAGUGAGUGAGAAGGUUGGUGGAGCAGAGGGAACCAAAUUAGACGAUGACUUCAAAGAAAUGGAAAAGAAAGUCGACGUUACCAGCAGGGCUGUUUUGGAAAUAAUGACCAAGACAACCGAGUAUCUCCAGCCAAAUCCAGCAUCUAGAGCAAAGCUGAGCAUGAUCAACACCAUGUCCAAGAUCCGAGGCCAGGAAAAAGGUCCUGGGUAUCCACAGGCAGAGACUUUACUGGGCGAAGCCAUGCAGAAGUAUGGCAGAGAACUUGGGGAGGAGUCCAAUUUCGGCCUUGCACUCAUUGAUGCAGGGGAAGCCAUUAGGGAAUUAGGUGAAGUGAAAGAUGCACUUGAUAUGGAAGUGAAGCAGAAUUUUAUAGACCCUCUGCAGAAUCUACAUGACAAAGACCUCAAGGAGAUACAGCACCACUUGAAGAAGAUGGAGGGCCGGCGCCUCGACUUUGACUACAAGAAGAAGAGACAGGGAAAGCUGCAGGAUGAAGAGAUCAAGCAAGCCCUGGAGAAGUUUGAUGAGUCCAAAGAGAUUGCAGAACAGAGCAUGUUUAACCUGUUGGAAAGUGAUCAGAUUGAACAGGUCAGCCAGUUAGCUGCCCUGGUCCAAGCACAGGUGGAGUAUCACCGGCAAGCUACUGAGAUCCUCCAGCAGCUGUCCAGCAAACUGGAGAACAGGAUAAGGGAAGCCUCAAGCAAGCCAAGGAGAGAGUAUAUGCCCAAGCCUCGCAUGGUCAUGGAGUUCACACCAAGUGAGAACCAGAAUGGUGGUAUAGCUCAUAGUGGCACUGCAAAAUCCCCAGCCCCGAUGGACCAGCCCUGCUGUCGGGCCCUCUACGACUUUGACCCCGAGAACGAAGGCGAGCUGGGCUUUAAGGAGGGAGAUGUCAUUACCCUGACGAAUCAGAUUGACGACAACUGGUACGAGGGAAUGUUGCACGGCCAGUCGGGAUUCUUCCCCAUCAACUAUGUGGAUAUCCUGGUGCCCCUGCCUCACUAACGUGUGCACAUCACCCACACUCGCUUUGGGCACUGGCUUCUUCCUGCAUCUGUGCUACUCCUUUGAUGACGACGACGACGACAACAACAACGACAAUGAUGAUGAUGGCGAUGACGGCGACACACCUACACAUACAGUAUGAGUGCAAAAACAAAAAAACAGUGGCUAUGUGACUUUAUCAUAAACGUCUCCUUCAGUGUACAAUCUUUCCGUUCACAUGAGAAGUAUUUAUGUUUGUUUUCUGAAUGAAAUGUGCUUUUGGGAAGUUGUCAAACCUCUGCAGACUCUCCUCUCCCCAGGAGUUCAGUAACUAUACGUUAAUAUAGUCACUCCUGCAGUAUCUUGUGAUAAAUAAUGGGUGUCACUUAUAUUUUCUUGGUAAACAAGUACAUUGCGGAUUGCACUUCCUACCGGGCCACCUUUGGACUAUACAGUAUGUAGAGCACACUAUUUAUCUGAAAGAAGUGGUAAAAAACACAUUUGCAAUGAUAGCAGUCAAAAGGUUUAUUUCUUCAGAGCUUAACAGUCUAGUUAGUUUUAUUGGAAACAAUGAAAAAAGAUAAACUGAAAAAAUAAAACAAAUAGGGGGGAAAAUAAGUAAUGUACAGAAAGUUGAUGUAAAAUAUUGCUGAUGAACAGGUCUCUCGGAGACACAGAAGUCUUUAAAUCCAGAGUCUGAAGACUUUAUUGCUUAGAAGUGCUCUUGGAUGCUAUUGAAUCUCUGUUGUUGAAAAUAUAAUGAAUACUGUAAUUUUACUUAUUAAAGCAAAAACACAGAACAUUAAACAGAUUUAGCAAAUGGGUAGCAAAUUGAACACCUUGAAAUUUAUGUGAAUAUGUAUUGCCCUUUUAAAAAUGUUGGAUGUUAUUGAAAGCAGCCCAAUUCAUUGCAGUUUGUUUAGGAAGUCAUACUAUCUUUUCCACAGAUUGUGGACUACUGCAAUUGACAGACAGUUGUCCGCUUUUGUACGAUCAAGCAGCUUAAUUAUUAUUUAGUGAAAAUAAUGCCCCAUGAAAUAUUUAGAACUGGUGCUGUAUCUAGCAAUGUAGUAAUGAAAAAUGCACAAUUCAAGUUAUAGCUUUGCAUAACAUCCUAACAGGUUUAUAAUCUUAAAUUCCAAAUAGUUUUUCUAGCAGCAUGGAGUCUUUUGUUUCCACUGGUUAACCACAGGGACAUCUUUUAUUGUACUGCAUAGACUUCCUGUACAGUAUUUUGAAAAUGUACUGAUUUCUGCUAGAAGCUGCAGCGCUAUGUACUGUAUUGUUACUUUUGUCAUGCAUUUAUGGUAGACAGCUUAAAGCUCAGCCAGUAGUUUGUUUAUUAACACUUGUCUAUUGACACUGCACAGUCUGUAGUGUCAGUGUGCAUUAUUUCUCCUUUAUUCCAAUACAUUCCAUAAAAUGUGUGUCUGAAUUGCUUUAUCUGUCCUUGAAAGUAUUUUGGAGACACAAAACACACUCUAGUUUCCUAACACUUUUUUCAUUUGAUUUCCUCACCAAAUGCUUAAAGCCCUCCACAUGCUUUAGUAAACAUCGGGUGUUACUGUACCUGUAUUGGUAUCAUUUAUUCAAGCUGCAGUGACGCUUCUGAAAAAAUAGCAUAAAUGCCAAAUCAAGAGAAAAACCUAAAAAAAUCAAAUACUGUGUAUCCUGAAGCUUCAGCUUUCAGUUAGGCCUUUAAAAGGAAAAGCUUGACAUUUCAGGUUUUCUUUAAUUUGACCGUCUCGGUUUCACAGAGCAUUCCACUCUGUUAAAGCUUUUUGAUAUCGUAGUAAUAUUACAUUGAACAAUUCAUGUUUAUCAACUGGGUAGCAUGUGGGGGGUCCUGUGUAUUUUUAUAUUUGUCUGUUUUUCUUUAUUUGUUUCUCUUGUUCACAUUAGAACUUUAGGUCACUCCUAAAAGGACCAGUAAGAUUACUAGACUUGAGCCAGCUGGCAUCUACAAUAUCAGUGAUUUUUUAAUAAAAAGAGGAAGCACAACUUUUACCUACAACAGUGUUGUUCAUUGGUGAGUUGUUCAGGUAGUGUGAACCGACAGCACUUUUACUUAGAUUGGCAACAUUUCCUUCCUUGAUUGUUUCUAUUCUGAACAUAUAUUGUGAGUAUUUUUGCCCUCAAUGAGGACUGUUCAGCUACUUUUGUGUUUGUUUUCACCCUCAGUGUACAGUCAUGCAUCUAGCUUACUUUUGUAACAGUGGUAAAGUCUAUGUAUAAUAUACAGUAUAUGUAUGUGUGUUGGUAUACUGUAUAUACACUGUAUACACACACAUAUAUGUUUAUAGUAAUAAAAAUGUAAAAGUUUGUGCUGCACAAAAAUAUUUUUUUUCUUCCUGUACCGGGUUACACAAAAAUUUAAUGCUUGUUGUGAAAAAAAUAAUUAAUAUAUAUAUAGUGUUAAUCAUUGAAAUAAACACAAAGACAAAAUCA
Messenger RNA from Lepisosteus oculatus (spotted gar), 3644 nucleotides. It is a transcript of the gene sh3gl2a, whose product is annotated as SH3 domain containing GRB2 like 2a, endophilin A1. Gene Ontology annotation, cellular component: presynapse; cytoplasm; glutamatergic synapse. Gene Ontology annotation, molecular function: protein binding. The record is from RefSeq and is a predicted model, not a curated record. Gene Ontology annotation, biological process: synaptic vesicle uncoating. Lineage: Eukaryota; Metazoa; Chordata; Actinopteri; Semionotiformes; Lepisosteidae.